This is a messenger RNA of Lecanosticta acicola, 1530 nucleotides long. Lineage: Eukaryota; Fungi; Ascomycota; Dothideomycetes; Mycosphaerellales; Mycosphaerellaceae. The record is from the annotation of a GenBank genome assembly.
AUGACACUAUGCACUGCCGUUUUUCGUCGGAGACGAGCAAGGGCUACUUCAUGGACCUUGUCAAAAUACCUCUUGUUCAUUCUCGCCUUCUACGCCGCCAUCUGCCUCCUUCUGGACAUGCCUCUGCUCAGCAGCAAGCUGCCCCGGUACUCGGGUCCCCAUGAGGUCGGUGUUAUCGACAUUGAGGUGCCCUGCGAGAAGCGAAAGGCUGCCGAUGCUGUCUUCAAGGGCACGACACAUCCAGCGUUUGAGCUGGAGACGGUGUUGUUCUCCUUAUACUAUCCCGCUGUCCAGGGGGUGAGAUCAAGAGUGCCACAUCACCCGUGGAUACCGAAGCCGCUCGCGCUCGCCGGCGAAGGCCUUGCGCGUUUCGCGCGUAUCAACAAUGUUUUCACCAACGGCCUCUUCACGUUUGGGCUAUGGAUGCUCGCCGGGAGCACUACAAUACCCGCCAAUGUCGACGUACCGUUGCAGGGCACCACGAAGAGCUUUCACGACUCCGAAUACCAGGCGGAGCAGCCAUUGGACGAGUAUGGCCUCCCACAAUUCCCCGUAAUCGUUUUCUCGCAUGGAAUGGCUAGCAGCAGGACGAGCUAUACACAAUGGUGCGGCGAGAUGGCUUCAAGAGGGUUCAUCGUAGCAGCAAUCGAACACCGAGACGGAUCGGGACCAGGCAGCAUAGUUAUGCCAGGGCAGGGUGUUAAGAAACCUCGCUUUCAUAUUACUGCGCGUAUGUUAGAUCCGCAGCCCGAGACUGGGGACUUGAAAGCUAUGCAGCUGGCCAUGCGACAGGCAGAAGUAGAAGAGACGGUGCGGGUACUGAAGAGAAUACACACUGGUCACGGCGAGGAAGUAUUCAAGAGCAAUGCGCGCAUGGAAGGACAAGGCCUGGUAUCCUUCAAAGGAAGGUUCAUGAUGGAUCGCAUGGUUAUUGGGGGACAUUCGUACGGCGCAACGCUCGCAUUGCAGGCAUUGAAGACCGCGCCAAAUGAGGACAGGCCAUUUGUUGGCGGCCUAAUGUUCGACCCAGGCAAGCAGUCAGGCCCUCUCAACGAUGAUAUCAACGUGCCGAUCGUCAUCGUUCACUCUCAGUCCUGGUCGGCAAAGCAUUCCAUCUUCAACGGCAGGCCGCACUUCGAAGUUGUCAAGGACAUCGCCCGGAGACUGAUCGAAGAGAGACGCAAAUUUGCUUGGUUCGUCACAGCCAAAGGUACUACACAUCCCUCGGUCACCGAUGCGCCGUUGGUAGAACCUUUGCUACUAUCUUGGACGACUGGAUCGACUGUCGACGCCCGAGAAGGAGUUCUAUUGUACGUGAAGAUUUCGAAACAGUUCAUGCACUACCUCGAGACUGGACACCGACAGAGUAUCUUGACCGAGCCACCUACGCAUCCUCAAUACGACGAGAAAAUCAAGGACGUCUACCCGAAAGUGGCGAAUUUCUGGCAGAUACACAUGUCACCCACUGACAUGUGUCCUUCACUCGGCCAUUGUGGAUUAGAUGAGCCAGACCCCGAGGAAAAUGACUGA